AUGUCAAAAUAUUAUGUUGAAGUAAUGUCGAGUUCUUUAGAAACCGUAUUAAUAUAUUCAAUCAGUUUACAAUUAUUUGAAGAUGCUGUCUUAGUUGAAGAUGGUUAUACAUAUGAACGAACAGCUAUUACAGAAUGGAUUCAUCUGAACAAAGCAAGUCCUCUUACACGACAACCAUUUCAUAUUGAGGCUUUACGUCCAAAAUUUAAUACAAAAAAAGUAAUAAAGAAUUUUGAAAAUAGUAUUCAAAGUAAAAAUCAUAAAUUUAAAUUGGUUAUCGAUAUUCGACGUGAUAAAAGAGCACUUUUUCAAACAUUUGGCAAAAGAAUCUAUAGAGCUGAAUGGAUUACUCAACAACAACAACUAUCAGUUAUCAUAUUACAAAUUGAUGAAGCACGUGCUCAAAAAGAAGCUUUGUUCUAUGUCAAACAUAGUCGAUAUUCAUAUAUGGUACUAACAUAUGGACUUGUUGAAGAUGUUAUACAGAAUACUACAUCAAUAAUGUUAUUACAGGAAUAUACACCUGAAGAAAGUCUUUUUGAAGUUUUGUCUGACCAACAAGAAUUACCUCAUGAUAAAACCCUUCAAAAAAUAUUUAUUCAAAUUAGUGAUACUAUGAUUUUUCUUGUUUAUAAUCAAAUUGUACAUGGAGAUGUAGCAUGUCGAAAUGUACUCAUGUUUCAAUUUGUUCCAAAUGAAACAAAACAAACUUCGACUGUAUCAACUAAUCCAAUGUCUAGUGCUGCUGAUGGUCGACUAUCUGAAGUACUUCAUGUGUCUAGUUUUCAUGUUAUUGAAACAUCUAUCACUUUAGGCAUUUUAUGUAUUCAACUGCCAGCUAACAGUUCAUCAUCAAGUAGUACACGGCAUCAACACAUAUCAACUUCUACAUAUACACGUUCGACAAGUAAUCAUCGUAGUAAUGGCAAGACACAUGUCAAUAGAAAUGCUAACUGUUUACAUAGCCGAAAAAUACGUAGUAUGAAGUCAGUUGAAAUUUCUGGUACCGGUAUUGAUGCUGAUAUAUUUGUAGUUGAAUGUAGUGGGUUUAAUUGA
Molecule: messenger RNA, 1056 nt
Organism: Rotaria sp. Silwood2
Lineage: Eukaryota; Metazoa; Rotifera; Eurotatoria; Philodinida; Philodinidae
Source: the annotation of a GenBank genome assembly